AUGAAAAUACCAGAAAACGACCCCAUAGCUCUCUCAAACAACCUUUUACACUCCCUUUUAGACCAACAAAUCCCAUCAAUACAAUCUUUCAGAGGCAAAUGGGGUUUGAUAAAAUCCAAACUCGCUGAUCUCCAAACCCAACUCGCUGAUUUUUCCGAGUUCCAAACUUCACUCACUAACCCACUCUCUCUUGAUCUCCUUCACUCUAUUUCACAAACUCUAAAUGAUGCUCUCCUUUUAGCUGAAAAAUGUCAAGAUACAAGCUUGACUGAAGGUAAGCUUAAAACUCAAAGCGAUAUUGAUUCAAUUUUAGCUAAAUUGAAUCAAAAUGUGAAAGAUUGUGAGAUUUUGACCAAAAGUGGGGUCCUUCAAGAUGGGAUUUUAUCUGGGUCCGGCUCAAAAAGAGAGCUUGUUAGAGCUGAGUUUAGGAAUUUGAUAACUCGGUUGCAAAUAGGGAGUCCUGAGUCGAAGAACGCGGCUAUGGACUCGGUUCUGAGUUUGAUUCAGGAGGAUGAUAAGAAUGUAAUGAUUGCUGUUGCACAAGGUAUUGUGCCUGUUCUUGUUAGAUUACUUGAUUGUAAUAGUUGUUUUGAUAUUAAAGAGAAGAGUGUAGCUGCAAUUUCAAGAAUUUCAAUGGUGGAUAGUAGUAAGCAUGUUUUGAUAGCAGAAGGGUUGUUGCUUUUGAAUCAAUUGAUUAGGACUCUUGAAUCAGGAAGUGGGUUUGCUAAAGAAAAAGCUUGUGCUGCACUUCAAGCUUUAAGCUUUUCGAGAGAGAAUGCAAGGGCAGUUGGGUCUAGAGGUGGAAUUUGUUCAUUAUUGGAGAUUUGUCAAGCUGGAACACCUAGUUCACAGGGUCUUGCAAGUGGGGUUAUGAGGAAUUUGGCUGUGUUUGAGGAGAUUAGAGAGAAUUUUAUAGAAGAGAAUGCUGUUUUUGUUCUUAUUGGGCUUGCAGCUUCUGGAACUGCAUUAGCUCAAGAAAAUGCAAUUGGUUGUUUGUGUAAUUUGAUUAAGGAUGAUGAAAAUUUGAAGCUUUUGAUUGUUAAAGAAGGGGUUAUUGAGUGUUUGAGGAAUUUUUGGGAUUCAUGUCCUCCGGUAAGGAGUCUUGAAGUUGCUGUUGAAUUGAUCAGGGAGUUGGCAUCCAACCAAGCUAUUGCGGGAGGGCUUGUUUCUGAUGGGUUUGUUGUUAGGCUCGCAGGGGUGUUGAAUUGUGGGGUUUUGGGUGUGAGAAUUGCAACUGCUAGAGUUGUUUUUGAGCUUGGUUUUAACACAAAAACAAGGAAAGAAAUUGGUGAAUUGGGGUGCAUUAGUCCAUUGAUUAAAAUGUUGGAUGGCAAGGCUGUUGAAGAGAAGGAAGCAGCAGCAAAAGCAUUGUCAUUGCUUGUUUUGUAUGGUGGUAAUAGGAGAAUUUUUAGAAAGACUGAGGGUGGAAUUGUGAGUACAGUUCAGCUAUUGGAUCCUUUGAUACAGAAUAUGGAUAAGAAAUACCCUGUUUCUAUAUUGGCCUCACUUGUACAUUCUAAGAAGUGUAGGAAACAAAUGAUUGCCGCUGGUGCCAGUGUGCACUUGAAGAAACUUGUGGAGAUGGAUGUUGAAGGAUCUAAGAAGCUCUUGGAUGGUCUUGGCCGGGGUAAGAUUUGGGGUGUUUUUGCCAGGCCCUAG
Molecule: messenger RNA, 1659 nt
Organism: Dovyalis caffra
Lineage: Eukaryota; Viridiplantae; Streptophyta; Magnoliopsida; Malpighiales; Salicaceae
Source: the annotation of a GenBank genome assembly